CUAGCAUAUAUUACAUUAAUUACAGUUGAAAAUCUCGAGAUAACGAUAUCAGUUGGCGGUGGCUUUGCAAGAAUGAUAGACAUUGCGAGCUCCAUGCAAAGCACUGAGAUUGUGUACAUGUGUUUUUGGAGAACCAACCUUAUUGACUGCAAAACUACUUGACAGGAGUUCAAAACAGUCAUGAAUGAAAAACAAGAUUUAAUAAGUUUCAAUGAACAUUUUGAUGAUACUGAUUCAAAUUCAGUAACAGAAGCAAUAUUUUUAGAACCUGGUGUUUACUAUCCCAAAAAUAGGCCUCUUCACAGCCAAAAGUCACGGACUAGACCAACCAAACAAACAAAAAGAUUCGUUUUCAAAAACGGUGACUUCAAUAUUGACAAAGGCAACACUAACCACCAAGGGUUUUUUUCAAGAUGGUUCGUCACAAUGGUGGAAGCUCGCUGGAGGUGGACCCUCGUCCAUUUCUUCCUAGCCUUUACUGGAGACUGGCUCUUCUUCGGCUUCAUCUACUGGGUCAUCGCAUUGGCACAUGGAGACCUGAUUGAGGAACAUUUGCCUCCAAACCAGAACCAAUCUGACUGGACCCCUUGCGUUGAAAACAUUUAUGGAUUUACUUCAACCUUCCUCUUCAGUGUCGAAGUCCACACGACUGUGGCUUAUGGUAAAAGAGCAAUAACUUUAGAAUGUCCUCAAACAAUUACUGCCAUGUGCUUUCAAUGUAUGGUCUGCUCUAUUUUCCAAGCGUUCAUGGUUGGUAUUCUAUUCGCGAAACUGACGAGACCAAAAGGCAGAACACAGACGAUUCUGUUCAGCAGACAAGCAGUUGUGACUUUGAGAGAUGGAAAGCUCUGCAUGAUAUUCAGAGUAGGAGAUAUGAGGAAGUCAAGGAUACUCAAUAUCAAAGCAUCAGUGUUCGUUUUGAAACUAGGUGACGACCACGAUGAGAAUUACGAACAAACAGAAAUGCACGUCGAAUUAGAUGGUUGUGAAUCAACGUUUUUCUUAUGGCCAGUGUCAGUCAUACAUGUAAUUGAUGAGAAGAGUCCUUUGUACUGUAUCUCUGCAGCAGAUUUGUUAGUUGGGAAAUUUGAAAUUUUAGCAGUUUUUGAAGGCGUCAUUGAAUCUACUGGGCAGCAGGUACAAGCGAGAACGAGCUAUACAGAAUGUGAUAUUUUAUGGGGUCAUCGGUUCAUACAAAUGGUUAAGUGUGAUACAGAAACUAAUAUGUACGAUGUGGACUUUUCGAAAUUGUGUGAAACUGAGAGGAUUGAUACGCCAUUGUGUUCAGCCAGUGAAUAUAAAUCUAUGUUGUCUUUAUUUGAUUUAGAUACUUAUACAACUUGAACUUGGGAAUUGUCAAGUUUUUUACUAGUCACUUCUUAUUGAUAGUUUAGUGAUAAAUGCUCU
Messenger RNA from Spodoptera exigua (beet armyworm), 1407 nucleotides. NCBI's taxonomy places the organism in Eukaryota, Metazoa, Arthropoda, Insecta, Lepidoptera, Noctuidae. The record is from the annotation of a GenBank genome assembly.